AUGAUUAAGAAAAAUAAAAACUUGAAUGAAGUGAAAUCUGAGCUAAAAAAAAAGGAGAAAGAAAUAGAAGAGAUUAUAAAGUUUAUUGAGGAUAACAACAGCACCAUGUCAGAUUACAACCUCAUUGACAACCACAGAGAACUGUCGAAAAAUCUGUCUGGUCAGGAUGUUGAAAUAAAGAACUGUAAACAUUCAGUGAGAUACAGAAAAAGAGAAAUCAGUGAUGAGGUGUUGGAGAAUAUGAUAGGAAAAACUCAGGAUUUAGACAAAAUCAGUUUGACUGAAACAAACUCAUUUAAAUAUGAAGGUAAAUUAAUAAUGAUAGUGAGAGCAAUCUGUGAAGAUCAUUGUUACAUAGGAGAUAUAGAGUCAUUUUAUAUUGAACAUGUAAACAACAGAGGUGAGAAAAAACAUAAAAGUAAUAUCUGUCCUAAUGACAUGUGUGUGACUGAUACUGAUGAUGUUUAUUUUACUGACUUUGAUAACAAAACCAUCAGAUGUCUGUUAUCAUCAGGAUCUGUUUCUACAGUUAUCAGUACAGAUCCACUGUUACCAAUAGGAAUCUGUCAGUCGGUGGACGGUGGACUAUUAGUCACCUUGAAAGACCUGGAAUCAAAUGAUUAUAAAUUAGAGCGACACAACAGACGUCUGGUGAGACACAUCACAGUGACAGGUGAUGUCAUCCAUGAGUAUGAAUACCAGGAGGACGGUCAGACAAGACUGUUCACAGUGCCACUCAGAGUCAUACAGAACAGGAAUGGUGAUAUCUGUGUUGUGAACCUUACAAGUGACCAUACAGGUGAACUAGUGAUUAUGUCUCCCUCUGGUCGUAUCAAGUCUAUCUACCGUGGACAGAACCUGACAAAGGACUUUAAACCAAUUGAUGUAGCGUGUGACACCGUCUGUAACAUUCUUGCUACUGACUUUAACAGCAAACAGAUCCAUCUUUUGAGUCCUGACGGAGAGUUCUUAAAGUUCUUACUGACAGAGAAUGAAGUGAACUAUCCAUUCAGAUUAUCGCUAUAUAACUCUACAUUGUGGGUGGGAUAUAAGGGAGGACUUGUCAAAGUUUUUCAGUAUAUACUGCUAUGUGCUUGA
Saccostrea cuccullata (small rock oyster) is the source of this 1098-nucleotide messenger RNA. RefSeq lists its product as uncharacterized. Lineage: Eukaryota; Metazoa; Mollusca; Bivalvia; Ostreida; Ostreidae. Bases 1 to 1098 code for a protein of 365 amino acids. The record is from RefSeq and is a predicted model, not a curated record. The transcript has a single exon.